AUCGGGGGUUCACACGCAACACAACCGAAUGGGCAGAAACUGUAAAUAAAGGAAGUCUGCUUGCGGACUGAACAAAAUGAAUGUGUAAUGUAAACUUUUCUAAUAUAUGAAGCAACUAUCAGGAGAAUAUUUAAUUGUUCUUGUGUUGUUCACCAUGAAAGUUAAUUUCAAAUUUUAGAGCCAAGUGUAAAUGAGCAGAACUACCAAGAUGAGUGACACAAACUCGCUUCGUACAACGGCGCCGACCGGUGAAGUUCACCACACCAACAUUCUAUCACAAGACAUCGGUAACUUGUUCUCCAAUGAGGAUUACAGCGAUAUUUCUCUUGUCGUCGAACAGAGAAUUUUUCCAGCACACAGAGUCAUCCUUGCAGCCAGAUGUGAAUAUUUCAGAGCUCUGCUGUACGGUGGCAUGAGAGAGUCUGACCCUGAAGUGGCAGACAUAGAGCUUAAGGCUACAUCAUCCCAGGCCUUCGAGGCCCUAUUGAAGUACAUCUACACAGGCAAAAUGAGCCUGAUGGAACUUAAAGAAGAUGCUCUGUUGGAUAUCUUAGGCCUAGCUCAUCGCUAUGGCUUCCGUGAGUUGGAGGACUCCAUCUCUGACUACCUCCACGCUAUUCUCAGCAUCCACAACGUCUGUCUUAUCUACAAUGUAGCCACGUUGUACCAGCUCUGCGCAUUAAAGGAAACAGCAUGUACAUUUAUGGAUAGAAACGCAAGUGAAGUCAUGACCAGCGAGACGUUCCUAAGUUUAUCAAAGGAAGCGCUAAAAGAUGUAAUAUCACGCGAUUCAUUUUAUGCACGGGAGAUCGAAAUUUUCAAAGCCGUGAUGGAAUGGAAGAAGGCCAACACGGACGUAGACGAUAAGGACGUGCUUGGGGCUAUACGCUUGCCGCUGAUGGACAUGUCCGAUUUGCUGAAUGUUGUACGACCAACCGGAAUCUUAAGUGCGGACGCAAUUCUGGACGCAAUCAAAGUUAAAGAGGAGUGUAGCACAAUGACGUUAAAUCAUCGUGGCUCAUUGGUUCCAGAACAAAACAUCGCCAAUGCUAAAUAUGAUGCUGAGGUGAUAAAAGGUGAGAUGAAAGCCCACCUGCUGGAUGGAGACCAUACAAAUUAUGACCUAGAUAGGGGGUUCACUAGACAUCCUAUUGAUGAUGCUAAGGAUGUUGAGAAAGAUGGAAUUAUCAUCAAGCUAGGGAAGCCAUCGCUUAUCAACACCAUUAAGAUGCUACUGUGGGACCGAGAUAUGAGGUCAUAUUCAUACUACAUUGAAGUGUCUAUGGACCAGAAAGACUGGGUUCAAGUCAUCGACCAUUCACAGCAUCUGUGUCGCUCUUGGCAAACAUUACACUUCAAAUCUCGUGUCUGCAAGAUGCUACUUUGGGACUGUGAUGAUCGUACAUACAGUUACCACAUAGAGGUUUCAACAGACAACCAAACAUGGGUACGGGUAGCCGACAAAACCAAAGAGAACUGCAGGUCUUGGCAGACCCUGAAUUUUCCUCAGAAAGCCGUGGCAUUCAUCAAGAUUGUUGGAACUCGGAACACCGCCAAUGAAGUAUUUCAUUGCGUCCAUUUUGAGUGUCCGGCGCAGAAAGAAGAAAUACAGAGUGACGGAGACAGCACUUCGUCGGGAAAGCUUUCUCCGACAGCGGUAGGAGCAGUAGGUGGCGCAUUUUAACAUCAAAAUCGGAGCAAUACACCGAUGUUAUUGUUACACCAUGUGGAACACCACAGUUAUUUUGAGUGUAUUGUCAUGAGAGGUUAUUUAUAAUUUGAAUUAACUUAUUGUUGGUAGGUUUUGUAUCUUAAUCAGAAGUAUUACUGGAUGAAAAUAAUAUUGUUUAUAAAUACAGUAAUACAGUGAUCUUCUAAAUAAGACUGAAAAUGUUAGUACUUUUAAAGACUAGUAUUAGACUAGUGCUCUUCUUCAGGUCAAAGUGAGAACAAUUGUGUGCUCAAAAUUUAGAGUCAUACCAAAUACACCUAGACCUUAAAGUACUACAAUUUUCAAUGUUUUAUUUACUUUAUUAUAAUCAGAAUAUCACAUCUCAUCUAUUUAUAUUCUAUUAAACUGUAUGUGUUUGCCCAUUAUGAUGUAUUUGUAUAAGCAACAUAUAAUAUUUUAAACUUCCUGUACCAACUCAGCAUUUUAUUUAUUGUAUAAAUUUAGUAGCUUCCAGUUUGAAGUUUCUCAUCCUAUCACUGUACCAUUAUGUCGGGAUAUUUGUAUUUAAGUAGAAGGCCAAGACUUCAAUGAAUCCCCACCUUUAGACAAGACUUUUUUUACACAUUGUUUAUCGAACCCACCACCUGCCAAUAAUGGUGAUUUCAAAUAAAAAUUCAAUUUUAUGCUUGGCCAAUUAGUACACCUGCUGCCAUGAAAAAAUGGAAAUUGCAGGGGAAAAAAAAAAAUAAAAGCUUUUCUUUAUAUUUAUGAUGACUGCUGCUGCCUUUAAAUCUCCAAAAAUAAGAUGUAUAUUUCUUCCUAAUUAUAUAAAUUUAAAGCAUGUAGCCAUUCCAUUACUACACUGUUUACAUCACCCAAUACAAUUUUAUUUUUGUUUUCUCCUCUGUCUGGAUGUUUUUGACAAAGCUAUUUCGCUAAAUGAAAUACCAAAAUUUUUGUUCGACGAUCUUUAAAAGAAAAGUUCGCGAAACAAGGUAUAAAAAAAGUAUUUCCUUAGCAAUGGAUGUAUGCUGCUGUAUUUUUAUUUGAAUGAAUCUCCCUCCAAGUUUAAGCAACUAUCCUAUCCUUUCUUUUGUCCUUGGUUUUCUGUUUGGUUUUUUUUUUCAGAUUUUAUGUAAAGUUUUAUAUGAGUUACUUGAAAAAAAAAAAGUUAAUAAUUUGGCAUCGUUGAAUUUUUUAAUCUGAAACCUGUUGAAAUUUGUUUCCGUUGUGCUAGUUUUAUCCAAUCAAAAAGUUUUGUUAUGCCUCAAGUAAUGACAUCAUCAUCUUCAUGUGACUUUCACUUUUUGAUCACAUGACCAUUAUAACAAUUUAUUGAAAGAUGUCCCUAGAGAUUUAAAAUUCAUGAAGAUUUUUGCAGAGCCUGACAUUUGUCAUGUCUAGGGAAGGGGCAGUUGUAAAAUUACCAAUUACUGAGUCCCCAAAAAGGUAUUGUGGUUACUGUAGAGAGAGAGACAAGGAAUCACAUUUUACAUUUGGACAAAACUUGUAGUUUGCCAAUUUUCCUAAAUAUAAUUAUUUUUUCCCUCUCCAGCCAUAGAAUUGUUACCCCUUCACCAUUUUCCUCCUUCUCCCUAGCUAAUAGAACCUAUCAUCAAUGCAAUAUGUGAUGCAUGAUAUCAAGAUGAUGUCUUUGAAUUAUUGGUUAGAAGCUAGAUUUGAUGGUUUUCAAUUUGGUCAUAGGUUAAUUGUUGAGUGAUUGAUCAAAGUGUUACAAAGUGCUUGUAUAUCGUGAAUUGCAAUGUAAAAACUGCUAAUUCUUUUAUUGUAUCUUAAAAUGUCUUACCAAUGCUCACUUUUUCUAUCGUAUUUCUGAAAUUUUCAGAAAAUAUUGGCACUUGGGAAUUACAUUUCUCCUCUUGAAAUGAUGUUGAUACUUAAUGGGGGCUUAAUUUGGGUUUAGCUCGGAUCAAGUUUAACCCAAUUGUGUUGAAUAUAUUGGCUUAUUACAUUGCAAAUACCCCAUCCCUGUAAAGCUUUAAAAGCUCAUAUUAUUAAUGUAUAUUUUUUUAUACUUAAUGGUUUUUUUUUUAUAUUAUAUUUUUGUUGAUUGAAAUAUUUGAUCUAUGUAAUGUUUUAAAGCUGAAAUUUUUAGGAUUAAAUUGUUUGUUUUAUCCUAUUGUGACCAAACUCCCUAUUCAUUCAUAUUGCAUAUGAUAAAAAAAAAUGUACUUUAGAAUAAAUGGAUUUGUAAUAUAAUUAGAAUAGCAAAUUAUUGUGAUAGGCUGUAGAUUUUGCCGCAUGAACCUUGGCAUACACACUCAGAUUUUUGGUUUGCUAGAAUUGGAUUGGAUUUCUUCCAUGUGAAAUACACCAAACGAUACCCCCACUAGAGUACAGAAACAUUUUCCAGUGGUGGUGGAUUGGACCGUAUAAAUUAAGGAGACCAUCGAUUGUUUUGUUCUCAGAUAGUCUACUGCACAAAGUUCUGUCGAGAUCAUCACAUUUUCUUUUGACAAAAAUCUGUUAUAUAGAUAUAUAUGAUCAUGAUGUGCCCAUAUAUGGUCAUUAUGUGCCUAUGUAUGGUCAUGAUGUGAUGACAUCAUGACCAUUUUUAGCCAUAUCACCUGUUUUUGUUAAAUAAAAUUUGAUAGUCUGGUCAGGCCUUUAGCUAUCAUGCCCAUGGACCAUUUUGCACACUGGACCAACAGCUUAAACUUUAUAUCCAAAAGAUGGUAAGCUAUUGAAAUAUCAAUUUCAACGUGUUAAUAUAAAAGUUAAUAAAAAAAACCCACAGAAAUCUGAUGGUGUAGGCUCAGGUUAAGUCAUAUGCAUUCUCGUAUCCGAUAUUCGUGAUGAUAUAUAGAUUAUUCGACCUUAAGCAUUUUUGCUCUAGCUGUGUCAGCUCAUGGUUGUUGCCUUGUGAGUGUACGUGUGUGAACCAAAGCUUAUUAUGUAAAUUUAGUGAUUAUAGUUAUAUCUAUGGUGCAAUUAAAUUGUCAUUGUUAAACUCUGCCCACACUAUCAAAUUUUGUUUGACAAAAAACUGUUGUAUGGCCAUAUAUAGUCAUGAUGUGCCUAUAUAUGGUAAUGAUAUGAUGUCAUCAUUACCAUAUUUAGGCAUGUAACAUGUUUUUGUCAAAUAAAAUUUGACAGUCUAGCCAAAGCAUUAUUUUCUUAUAUCAGUAAGUAAGGCUUUCUUUUAUCUUCCAUUUAUCCAAUUUUUUCUUUUUUUAAACCACUAUGCUAGAACAGGUUGAAUGUGUUUAUUAUAUUUUAUUCUGUUUUACAUUUCCAAGUAAUGGUUAUUUGCAAAUUUAAUUUUUAAAUUUUAAUCAGCCAAUCAGAUUUCAUCUAUUGCAGUGAUUUGUUGUAUAUUAUUUCCUCGAAUAAAAUUUACAUUCCCUUUGAAUUGCUGCUUGUAAGUUAUACUGCUUUACACAUUUCACAUUCUUAAUUAUGUUUAAUGUUUUGAUGAAUUUAUUGCACAUUUGUAAUAGUUUUUAUUGAUUUAUAUAAAAAACAAUAUUUAGGAAUAUUAUAUAACUGUCUGUGCUGAGGUAAAAUAAUUGAAAAAUAUAUUUAAAUAUUUUAAUUGCUUGAUUUAUAAGUAUUAUUACAUUUCAGUUGAAUGGGAAAAUAUUAAUAGAUGCAUUAAUACAGUGCACCCUCCAAAUCGAGUCCUCUCUCAUUUCGAGACCAUCUAAUUCGAGACCACUUUUUCAAAGAUCAAAAUGACAAUUAUCAAUCGUUUAACACAAAGCCAACCCUCUAAUUGGAGACCGAGCCGCUAGAACAUCCAAAACUUUUAGGUCCCAAAGUGGUCUGGAAUUUGAGGAUGAACUUUGAUACAGUUCAUGUGGUCUAUGCAGAAGAACACAUGAACUGUAUUUUGUGCGUCUUACCAGAAAUAUUGGACAGUUCGCGAGUGUCAAUCAAAUAACUGACCAAUCAGAACAUUGGCCAGGAAUGCGUGCGUAUCACAAAACGUGCCACAAACGCUCGUGUUUGUCUAUGCUUUUACCCUGUCAUUUUGUGGGACCUUAACAAUAUCCAAGGGGCGAGGCUUAUCGGAAAGGUCCAUUGUUUACAUAUUUUACAAAGAAUUUUAAAGUAAAAUUACUGAGAGGCUGAAUUCAUUUUAUGGAAUAUUAAUAUAUGAUAUAUCAUACUAUAGGCCUACAACCAUUAUUUGAAAAGACUCUAUGGAAUGUGAUGUUUGUAAAAUUAUACAGAAUGUAGAAUAUCAAAAAAAAAUUUGUUUAAUUGAAAAAAUAAUAAUAAAUUAUGAAAAAUUUGUGAAACUAUGAUGAUGAAUAAUUAAGUUUAAUUUACUAACGUUUUUGUAUUUUAAUUUUCUAUUGUUACUUUAUGAUCAUCAGGAAUGUUUUAUUAACUGUUAAUGUUGAAUUAAUUAAUUUGAAUUGUUCUUAUGAUUGGUAUAUACUUAUAGUAUGCGAUUUUAGUGAACAAUAACAAGUUUUCGGUAUAAGAAAA
Molecule: messenger RNA, 6130 nt
Organism: Anneissia japonica
Lineage: Eukaryota; Metazoa; Echinodermata; Crinoidea; Comatulida; Comatulidae
Product: BTB/POZ domain-containing protein 9-like
Biological process (GO): modulation of chemical synaptic transmission; adult locomotory behavior; circadian behavior
Molecular function (GO): protein binding
Source: RefSeq, a predicted model, not a curated record